This is a messenger RNA of Adineta steineri, 1891 nucleotides long. NCBI's taxonomy places the organism in Eukaryota, Metazoa, Rotifera, Eurotatoria, Adinetida, Adinetidae. The record is from the annotation of a GenBank genome assembly.
GAAAUUACUAAAAUAAUUUCUAUUAUUUAAUUCACAGGUGUUGCCUCUUUUGCUCAAGAACGUAUCUUUCUCGAUGAACAAGUUCGUUUUUCGAGUGAUAUUGCUAUCUAUAAUGAACUGUAUACUUUACAAGUUGUUCAAGGAUCAAUAUCAUUAACUCGUUUAUUACAAGCACUUCGAUAUGUUUUGAAUAAACAUCAAAUAUUACGUACAUCUCUUAUUUUCAACAAUGAUAAUAAUAGUUUGAAGCAAUGCAUUACAAAUUCAGACAAAACAUUCACAAUAACUAUGAAUCAAACAUUUGAAAAUGACAGUGAACUUCGAAAUGUUAUCUAUCAAACAACUAUUAACCCUUCUCUCUUCGAUUUAUCAACUGGUCUUGUUUUUCAUGCUGAAAUUGUGAGACAUCAAAAAUCACUAAAUGGAAAUGGAAAUAAUAGCAAUGCGUUCAUAACUAAUUCUGAUGUUCUCCUCAUUGCUUUUCAUCAUGUUGCAUCUGAUCGAGCAAGUUUUCCGAUCUUUUUCAAUGAUCUAUGUUUCGCUUAUAAUGCUAAUGCAAUAUCAAUAACAGAUGAUGAUGAAUCAUUGCAAUAUAUUGAUUAUAGUAUUCAUGAACGUCUACUUGAUAUGUCAAUAUCCCGUGCGUUUUGGUAUUUACAAUUAGAAGAAUACAAUUUGGAAUCUCCAUUAUCAUUACCAGUUGAUCGACAUCGUUUGUCUAAUGAUCAUCGAUCGAGUUCUGCUUCUGUCACUCAAAUUUCUUUUGAUAACGAGAUUUCACAAUUAUUUCUUGAUUAUGCUUCUAUACAUCAUGUGACACCAUUUCAGUUAGGUUUGAGUAUAUUAUAUGCUUUUCUUUUCAAGUUAACUCAUGGUGAAAAUGAUUUAUGUAUUUCUUGUCUUAAUGCUAAUCGAUAUCGAAAUGAAUUACAAAAUAUAAUGGGAAUGUUUGUUUCAACACUACCAUAUCGUGUUCAACUUGAUCCUCAUUGGUCAUUUGAUGAUCUCGUUAAAUAUGUACAAGAAAAAUGUUUAUCAAUUCUUGAACAUUCACAUUAUCCAUUACAACAUAUUCUUGCUAAUUUACAUAUUAAUCAAUCGAGUAUUUCGUUUCUUGAAACAGUGUAUGACUUCAUUACUAUAUCCGCACACAGCGAUGAACUAUCUUUUGAUGGAGCAAGUUUCAGACAAGUGUCAUCUGAACGAUCGUAUGAAGUGGCUAAGUUCGAUUUUAUGUUAACAUUUGUCUAUAAUCCAAUGUUGGAAAAUAAUAGAUUAUCAUUUCGUUUAACUUGUUCACAUGAUUUGUUUGAUGAGAUUACAGUUACAAAUAUAGGUCGAAGAUUAGAAUAUUGUUUUCAACAACUUUAUUCAUCGAAUGAAACUAUCAACCGACUUGAUACAUGUGUUACAUCCAUAUUGAAAAUUGACCUUAUUCUAUCAGAAGAAACUGAAGAAAUGGAAGAUACUGUUUUUUGUCGACAAUCACAUAUUAUAAACGAAGCACCAGCAUCAUUUGCACAAGCUCGUAUUUGGCUUGACGAGAGAAUUCGAUUCGAUCUAGACAACCCUCAAAUAGCCAUCUAUAACAUGCCUUUUGUUUAUCGUCUCCAAACAGGUCAUACUUUAUCGAUUAAACAACUUCGUCAUGCUCUCUAUCUUGCUGUUAAUAAACAUCCCUCACUUCAUACAUCACUUCAUUUUGACACUCAAAAGAAUCUACUUAUGCAAGCAGUUAUUACUCAUGAAGAUAAAAAUAAUAAGAACAAUAUAUUUUCAAUCAUCGAAACUACUUAUGAAACAGAUGAACAACUCAAUGAGCUUUUACACGAUGAGAAACGUAAUCCUCAUCUUUUUGAUCUUGCUCAAGGUCUUGUCUUUCGAUGUCAUA